AUGCAGGCUACCCUACCUCAAGGCCAAACCUUGGUCUAUUCCACAAUUGACGGCCAUGAAAUCAAGUUCGACUACUACCUACCCCGCAGCGCUAGCGGAACACUGCCAGCUGUGAUCUACUAUCAUGGAGGUGGAAUGACUGCAGGCUGGCGUGGUGGUUUCAAUUUCCCGACUUGGCUGCAUGAUCACUGCCAAGAGAAAGGCUACAUCUUCAUCAGUGCGGAUUAUCGUCUGUGCUAUCCCACAAACGCCUUGCACCAGAUUGAUGAUGCAAAGGCUCUAUUCAAAUUCCUAGCUUCGGAGGACUUCCAGUGUGCCCUACCCGAAUCCAUUACAAUCGACACGGAUCGGAUAGCGGUCACUGGCUUCUCGGCGGGCGCUUUCUCGGCUCGUGCAGCAUGCAUCUACGCCGAUCCCAGGCCAGCUGUUCUGAUGACGGCUUAUGGAUCUGCUGGGGACUGGCUGCUAGAUCACUGGACGGUCGGCCGACCACCUACAACCAUCGCCAAGCUUGUGGAUCUCGAGCAGGUUCCAAAGCUACUCGCCGACAAGACUGUUGUGAGUGAGGACUUGCCAACUGAGGGGGGCAUGAUGUCCUCCCGCUUCGCAUUGACAGUGCGCUGGGAGCUGGAUGGGACAUUCCUUGAUAAUUGUCUUGGAAAACCAGGGUUGGGUGCGGAGCUCAAUAAACUGCGCUACGAGGAGCGGGCCGCAGCGAUUCCCGAGGACGUAAAGCCAGCUUUACUUCAACUCUUUGUGUCUGAAAGCCAUCCCCCGACGAUCCUUGUGCAUGGCACAGCAGACGAAGUUGUUCCUGACCAGGAGAGCGUGCAUCACCAUGAACAACUGAAGAAGCUUGGUGUUAAGACAGAAUUGAUUCUCGUGGAAGGUGCUGGGCAUGGUCUUGUGGACCUGAAGAGUGGAUUUCCUCCAAAGCCAGCGGAAGGUAAAGACGAAGCUUAUAAAAGGGCUGCUGAAUUCAUCGAUGAGGUUUUUUUGUCGCUGUGA
Penicillium cataractarum is the source of this 1008-nucleotide messenger RNA. Its product is annotated as alpha/beta hydrolase. Gene Ontology annotation, biological process: proteolysis. The record is from RefSeq and is a predicted model, not a curated record. Gene Ontology annotation, molecular function: serine-type peptidase activity. The transcript is spliced from 2 exons. Bases 1 to 1008 code for a protein of 335 amino acids. Lineage: Eukaryota; Fungi; Ascomycota; Eurotiomycetes; Eurotiales; Aspergillaceae.